AUGACAACCCCCCAAUCGCAAAUCUCCACACAUCUCCAAACCAACAAAUCGCUCCACGUCUCCCCAACCUGGCUCCACAGCUUCAUCACCUCCUCCACGACGCUCCAACGCAACACCCCCCUCUCAGCACUAACCCAAACGGCGCUCUUCCGGAUCCUGGCCUCCGACUUCCGCGACUCCCUCACAACAUCGACCCCCUCAUCCCUCCUCCCAGCCGACAUCUUCGACCCGACGGUGCAAGAACGCCGCCUCCCGGGCCCGGUAGCCGUCCAGGUCCUCGACAUCGAAGACAUCGGGACGAGUCUCUGGAGCCAGGUGGAGGCGAUCGAGCGGGUGGCGCGCGGGGAGGCGAUCCGAGGACGGGAGAUCGUGCGGACGGUGAACGUGGGCGAGGAGGGUGAGGAUGGGGGUGUGGCGAGGGGGCCCGAUACUGCGGCUGGAGGUACGAGUCCUGGGCCGCAUCGGUUGAUUUUGCAGGAUGCGGCGGGGACGAGGGCCGUGGGGGUGGAGGUGAGGAGGGUGAGUGGGGUGGCGUUGAACAGGAUGGCUAUUGGGGCGAAGAUGGUGUUGCGGAAUGUGACGGUCGCGAGGGGGAUGGUGCUGCUCACGCCGGAGUGUGUGACGCUGCUUGGGGGGAAGAUUGAGGCGUUGGAUCAGGCGUGGAGGGAGGCGAGGAAGGCCAAGUUGUUGGCUAGGAUUACGGCGGGGCCGAAUGGGCAGAAUGGGCAGUAG
Aspergillus heteromorphus CBS 117.55 is the source of this 732-nucleotide messenger RNA. RefSeq names its product OB fold domain-containing protein. NCBI's taxonomy places the organism in Eukaryota, Fungi, Ascomycota, Eurotiomycetes, Eurotiales, Aspergillaceae. Bases 1 to 732 code for a protein of 243 amino acids. Gene Ontology annotation, biological process: double-strand break repair via homologous recombination; resolution of meiotic recombination intermediates. Gene Ontology annotation, cellular component: RecQ family helicase-topoisomerase III complex; nuclear body. The transcript has a single exon. The record is from RefSeq and is a predicted model, not a curated record.